AUGAAAAUCUGUGAAAAGUGUGGACUGGAAAAACAUGAUGGAGACUGUACCCGAUCUGAGACAUGUGCGAACUGUGGAGAGGCACAUCCGGCAUGGAGUCGACAGUGUUUCUUCUUCAAGAAGGAGUUCGCUAUUUUGCAGUUGAAGGCGAAAUUUCAGAUCUCAUACUUCGAGGCCAAAAGACGCUAUAAUGAAAGCCAAAGACGCGAUGAAUCGUAUGACAAGGUAACAGCCAAACGACAAGUUCAGCCACCCCUGAUUCAGAAUGACAAGUCGCAGAAUUUGAACAAUGGUCCAAACGGGAUCUUUUUCACAUUCUCGGCUUACAAGGACAGAGGACCUCCUGAUACAGGUGAAUCAGCUUCACCUGAAUCGCCACCCAAACCAACAGCAAGGAAACCAAAAUCAGACAGCCAAGAUUGCAGUACUCCCCUGAAGAAUUCUUCUUCAACGGGAUCAAAUGAACUGCAAUCUCUCACAGCAGACGUCCCUUUGGGUGAAUCCAGGAAUUUGGAUAUCACCGGUAUUGGCAACAUUCCACUUCCGGAGAAGUCUUCUUCAACGGAAUCAGAGGCAGAGAUCUUUUUGGGGGAAUCCAGUAAAAUGGAUACCACCGGUAUUGAAGACAUUUCAUUGAGUACGACAGGAAAACUUAUCAGGAACACCAACGACAUUGUUUCCGAAAUCUUUGAAAACUAA
Phlebotomus papatasi is the source of this 699-nucleotide messenger RNA. RefSeq lists its product as uncharacterized. The record is from RefSeq and is a predicted model, not a curated record. NCBI's taxonomy places the organism in Eukaryota, Metazoa, Arthropoda, Insecta, Diptera, Psychodidae. Bases 1 to 699 code for a protein of 232 amino acids. The transcript has a single exon.